AUGUUUAGAACCGGUCAGAAGAUUUGUUCUGAUAACAGAAGCAUUGGUGAUAACAAGAAUGAUUGUGGGUGCAAAACGGGGUAUCAGGGUUCAAAUUGCUCCUUGCCUUGUCGAUUCCCUAGUUAUGGUGAUUUCUGCCAGAGUGGAUGUGAAUGUGAAGAAAGAUUUUGUAAUCAUAUACUGGGAUGCACAAAAGAAUGUGAAUUUGGCUAUAAUGGAACGAAUUGUUCCUUAGUCUGUGUUUAUCCUUUUUAUGGUGAUCAGUGCAUGCAGAGCUGUAACUGCGACAAGGAAUUGUGUAAUAACGCUCUAGGAUGCAUAGACGGAAUGCCUCUUCAAAGCACGAAGAUAAUUAUCGGAGUCCUCUCAGUGUGUGCGAUGUUUAUUAUCAUCGGUUUCGUCGUCGUUAUACGUAUUAUUAUCAAGAGGUUCUCGGAGAGAAGAAGAAAUAGUCCUCAGAUUGGAUCAGCAACUCCGGAUUAUUCCUGGGAUCUUUACAGACCUUACACGUAUUAUGACAAACAAUGUUGUACACAAGAUUUACAACCGACAGAUAAUGGAAUUUACAUGUUAGCUUAUGCAAAUAAAUAUGAAACUAUCGAUAUGCGAAGCCAUUCAACAAUGGAAUAUUCAAGUUAACAUGCAUAUUGAAGA
This is a messenger RNA of Saccostrea cuccullata (small rock oyster), 654 nucleotides long. Its product is annotated as multiple epidermal growth factor-like domains protein 10. The transcript is spliced from 4 exons. The record is from RefSeq and is a predicted model, not a curated record. Lineage: Eukaryota; Metazoa; Mollusca; Bivalvia; Ostreida; Ostreidae. The coding region runs from base 1 to 639 and encodes 212 amino acids. Gene Ontology annotation, molecular function: scavenger receptor activity.